This is a messenger RNA of Chelonoidis abingdonii (Abingdon island giant tortoise), 4741 nucleotides long. The record is from RefSeq and is a predicted model, not a curated record. Lineage: Eukaryota; Metazoa; Chordata; Testudines; Testudinidae.
AAGAUGAAACUCUGCAUCAUUUUAAAACCACGCUUCAUCGAAACAGUGUUGCCGAGAUGGAUGAUGAUAUUUAUUUAGCGAUUCUUUAUCCGCAGGAGACUUUUUUGUAAACAUGAAUUGCCUAGUUCUUUCCUUGGGCGGUGGCUUCCUAUUUCAUGCCAUUGAAACAAUACUCUUAGCUUAUUACGCCUUCUUAUCAUUGGUUAGUUCACAGGGACAUUUCCCCAAGCUAGAAAAUGUGGGAGCUUUCAAGAAUGUGUCUGUUAUGCCAACUCAAGCAACAUGUGGAUUGCCAGACCGAAGUACUUUUUGUCACAGUUCUAUUGCUGUUGAAAGUAUUCAGUCCUGUACCCAGCGGUUUUGUAUUCAGGAGUGUCCAUAUAGAUCUUCACCUGCCUCCUACACUGCACUUUUCUCAGCAGGCCUUGGCACUUGUAUCUCAGAAGACAAGAAUGAUUUGCAUCCAGGCUCCUCCAUCAACUCUCCAAGUUUUAUUUUUCAUAAUCACAAGGAUUGUUUUUCUACUCCCCGUUCUCAGAGGCUCACAGCAUCAUUUACAUUAACCGUGUGGCUGAAACCUGAGCAAGAAGGUGUAAUGUGUGUGAUGGAAAAGGCUGUUGAUGGGCAGACUGUGUUCAAACUCACAGUCUCCGAAAAAGAGACCACGUUUUAUUAUCACACAGUAAAUGGUUUGCAGCCGCCAAUAAAAGUAGUGACGCUGGGGAGAAUUCUUGUGAGGAAAUGGAUUCAUCUUAGCGUGCAGGUUCACCACACCAAAAUCAGUUUCUUUGUAGAUGGUUUGGAGGAUGAUAACACUGCUUUUGAUUCAAGAAUACUUGCUGGACCAAUUGCAGACCUUGCUGCUGAUGGUGCACUGCAAAUUGGGCAAAGUUUCAGCGGUUUAGAGCAAUUUGUUGGAAGAAUGCAAGAUUUUCGUUUGUACCAAGUGGCACUUACAAACAGAGACAUUUUGGAGGUAUUCUCUGGGGAAUUUCCUCACCUGCACAUUCAGUCAGAAUGCCGCUGCCCAGGCAGUCACCCCCGGGUACACCCUUUGGUGCAGAGGUAUUGCAUUCCUAAUGGUGCAGAUGACAUAACUAACAACAGAGUGCUUAGGCUGAACCCAGAAGCCCAUUCCCUGUGUUAUAUCAACGAUAAUGAUAUUGGGACCUCCUGGAUUUCAUCUCUGUUCAUUGACACUGCACAUCUGGACCAUGGCGUUACUAUUACGAUAGAUUUACAAAAUGGACAGUAUCAGGUGUUCUAUAUUAUCCUUCAGUUCUAUAGUCCACAGCCAGAAGCAAUGAGAAUUCAAAGGAAAAAGAAAAAUGAUUUAAACUGGGAAGAUUGGCAGUAUUUUGCUAGAAAUUGCAGUAUUUUUGGAAUGGAUAACAAUGGCUCUCUAGAAAAUCCAGACUCUGUCAACUGUCUCCAGCUUCCUAGAUUUACUCCAUACUCCCGUGGAAACAUUACUUUCAGCAUUCUUACACCUGAACCAAAUCGUCGGCCUGGUUACAAUGACUUCUACAAUACUCCAUCUCUCCAAGAGUUUGUAAAAGCUACGCAAGUGAGGAUUCAUCUUCUUGGCCAGUAUCAUACAACUGAGCCUUGGGUUAACUUCAGGCACAGAUACUAUGGAGUUGAUGAAAUUACAAUUAGUGGAAGGUGUAAUUGUCAUGGCCAUGCUGAUCAUUGUGACACAAGUACUAAACCAUAUAGAUGCUUCUGCUCUAAGGACAGCUACACACAAGGAGAUAAUUGUGAGCGCUGUUUGCCAUUAUAUCAUGACAAGCCUUUUCGUCCAGGUGACCAAGUCCAAGCUUAUAAUUGUAAACCUUGUCAGUGCUAUGGCCAUGCAGUAAGCUGCCACUAUGACAUAGCAAUGGAUUCUUUUCCUAACGAACACUAUAGAGGAGGUGGCGGAGUAUGUGAUAAAUGUCAACAUAACACCACAGGAAGAAACUGUGAGCUGUGUAAGGAUUUCCAUUACCGGCAAGCGGGUGCAGAUCUUUCAACUGUCGAUGUUUGUAAAACCUGUGACUGCUACGCAGCAGGCACCAAAAAUAAUAGCCUCCUGUGUGAUAAGAUUGGAGGCCAAUGUAAUUGUAAGAGACAUGUGUCUGGCAGACAGUGCAAUCAGUGCCAGAAAGGAUUCUACAAUCUACAACCGUCAGACCCUGAUGGCUGCAGUCUCUGUAACUGUAAUACCUCUGGGACAGUCAAUGGAGAUAUUACCUGUCACCAAUAUUCAGGCCAGUGCAAGUGCAAAGCAAAUGUUAUUGGGCUCAAGUGUGAUCGUUGUAAUUUUGGAUUUAAAGUCAGCAGAAAUUUUAAUGAACAUGGAUGUGAGCCUUGUCUGUGCAAUAUCUAUGGCUCACUGAACCAAUUCUGCAACCCUUUUACUGGGCAGUGCAAUUGUAAAGAAGAAACCAAAGGGCUUCAGUGUGAUACCUGCAUGGACAACUUCUUUGGGCUAGAUGCUACUGGCUGUAAGACUUGUGACUGUAAUACCGCAGGAUCGCUUUCUGGAAUGGUUUGUGAUGCUACGACAGGGCAAUGUGUAUGUAAACCUAAUACUGGAGGAAGACAGUGCAAUGAAUGCUUAGAUGGGUAUUACAAAGUACAACAAAAUAAUUCCUUAGCCUGUCUGCCAUGUAAUUGUGAUAAUGCUGGUACAGUAAAUGGCUCUCUGUUGUGUGACAAAUCAACAGGACAGUGUUCUUGCAAAGCUGGUGUAACUGGCCUUCAGUGCAAUCAGUGUGUGCCUCAUAUGUACAAUCUUACCAUUAGCAACCUUCUCGGCUGCCAGAUUUGUGACUGUGACUCCCUGGGGACAUUAGCAGGAACAGUUUGCGACCAGAUCAGUGGACAGUGUAUAUGCCUGCCUAAUCGUCAAGGAAGAAGGUGUAAUCAGUGUGAAUCAGGUUUCUACGUAUCUCCAUACCAUGCUUCUGCCUGCUUGCCUUGUUUAUGCCACAUAACUGGUUCAGUGAAUCAGAUCUGUAAUAGUCUAACUGGCCAAUGUGUUUGCCAAGAUGCUUCCGUAACUGGACAGCGAUGUGACCUCUGCAGAGAACUUUAUUUUGGAUUUGAUUCUGGUUCAGGGAGAUGUCAGCAUUGUAAUUGUCAUCAUUCAGGAGCCAUUAAUGGGACUUGUCAUCCUGUUACUGGACAAUGUGUUUGUAAACAAUUUGUAUCUGGCUUGAAAUGUGACAACUGUGUUCCCAAUGCUAGUAAUUUGGACAUCCACAACCUAUUUGGCUGCAGUAAAACUCCAUCCCAGCAACCUCCACCCAGAGGAGAAAUUCUAAAUUCUUCUGUUAUCUGUCUGUCAUGGAACCCACCUGAUUCUCCAAAUUCCAACUGGCUUACUUACGAACUAUAUAGAGAUGAGACUGAAAUUUAUACAACGGAAGACCACUAUCCUUAUAGUACUCAGAGCUUCAGUGACACCACUUUGUUCCCUUAUACCUUCUAUUCCUAUUACCUCAAGGUCAGCAAUGUUCAUGGUUCUACAAGGAGUGCAGCUGUGAUGUACAGAACAAAAUCAGGAACACCUAGAGGAAACCUACAUUUAAAUAUAAUUUUUCCUGUUGGCCCAAACACCAUUUCCUUUAACUGGACAACCCCAUCAAAUGACUCUGGACCUAUAGAAAAUUAUGUUUUGACGUGUACUUAUUCAGUUGAUCUUCAGCCUUGUGGCCAGUAUGAAGGUUUAGAAACGUCUACAAUUAUUCAGAAUCUGGUUCCAUUUACAAAGUAUAUUUUUGUUGUUCAAGCAUGUACCAGUGGAGGCUGUUUAAAGAGCCUGCCAGUGACAAUAAUUACUGCACAGGCCCCUCCAGAGGGGCAACAUUUUCCCAGGAUACAAAACAUCAGCGCUACAGAGCUCACCCUAAAAUGGUCUCCACCUACAAAACCAAAUGGUAUAAUCAUAAGAUAUGAAAUCUAUAUGAGAGGAGCAUUACGAUCAGAUGGAAGUCGUAUUCCUCCUGAAAGUCGCAUCUUCCAAAGCAGUGGAUGGCUCAGUCCUCAGCCAAUUAUGGAGUCUGCUAAUGAAAAUGCAUUAAUGCCACCUCAGACCAGCACCACAAUUACUGAUCUUGAGCCAUUCACAGAAUAUGAGUUUUGUGUUUUAGCCGUAAACAUGGCUGGUAGCAUAUUUUCAGACUGGAUAUCAGGAAGAACUGGAGAAGGAGCUCCUGUAUUCAUGCCAUCUCCAUCAGUAUUCCCUCUUUCACCGUAUUCUCUCAAUGUAUCUUGGGAAAAGCCACAAGAUAAUGUAGCAAGAGGAGAAGUGAUGGGAUACAGCAUCAAUGUAAUUACCACACAAAACAUGUUGCCAGUAUUUUCCCAGGUUGUAUAUAUAGCUGAAGCUCAUGAGCUGUCCUAUAUAGUGACAGGAUUAAAACCCUACACAAUGUACAACUUCACUAUUACUCUCUGCAAUCGAAUUGAAUGUGUAACCAGUGAGCCAAGCAUGGGACAAACCUCAGCAGCUGCUCCAAGAAAACUUGCUGCCCCUCUUCUUGAAGGAGUAAACAGCACAGUGUUAAAGAUAAAUUGGAAUAAACCUGAAGAACUUAAUGGGCCUUUUCCCAUCUACCAGCUGGAAAGAAUGGAUUCAUCUUUUGCUAUAACAAGGGUGGAAGUAAUGAAAGGAAUCCGUUUCCCAGGAAAUGGUUAUUACAAAUUCCCCAGUUCUACUCUCCCUGCCAAUACCGACUUUACAGGUAAAUGA